UGCAAAUGGCGUCACUGCCAGUAUGAGCGAGCGUAUGCCGUGUAAUAACGCGUACGGGCCUCGUCCGGGCGCGGCGCCGCGCGGCCCAGCCUGACGGCGAGCGUGAGUGUGACAAUAUUGGUCGAGAUUAAAGAAAAAUUAAUACAAGGGAAUCAUUAAAUUUCGUCGUCAAGUUGCAACAGUGUGUACGUAUCAACGACGAGUGGUGACACGCAGUGAGAAGAGAGAGGCGCUAAAGAGGGAUGCAGGCCGAACUGAUAUACAGAAAGCCGUUAACAAUGAUGACGACAACGACACCGAGCCAAAGUUUUCAUCGUCCUGGGGCAGGGAGGAAAGAAAAUAACGGCAGAGAUUCCCGCGAGAUCAUACACUCCGGUCACUUCAUGGUCUCAGACUUCGAAGCGGAGGCUCAGGACGACGAGGACGAGCUCGCUGUUCCCGUGCCGGAGGAAGAGGCUGUCAAGGUUGCAAUCAUCACGCCUCCAGGAUUGUCGCACGAGAAAUUCGCCAACAGCUCUUCGAAUGAAAAAACUUCUCAGCAGCUCAGCAUUGAGACGUCCUUAAACAAGCUGUUCCAGUGCAUGUCUCUCGCAUACAGACAGAAAUUGACAUCGCCCAAGUGGAAUCGGUUCAAAGGAAUCAGGCUGAGAUGGAAGGACAAGAUUAGACUGAACAACGUGAUAUGGAGAUGCUGGCACAUGCAAUUUAUUUUGAAACAAAAUACGCUGGUGUGCCAAUUCGCGUCUCCGUUGGAUGUUGAUACUCACAAUAAACCCGAGGCCGUAGUCUUAGAAGGAAAAUAUUGGAAACGAAAAUUAGCUGCGGUUACUGCAGAAUACAAGAAAUGGCGUAUGUUUUAUCGGAACAAAAUCCUUGGCUGGACGAACAAAGAUGGCACCGAAAUGAUGGAAUCGAUGGACGUCUUAGAUUGGAGCAACGGAUUAGGAACUUCGGGCAACUUUGGAGCAGGUACAGGCAAUACACACGGAGGGACCAGUGGAACUCCAGGAGGAGAGAGUAUGAUGGUUGAUGAAGAUUACAUGGAGCUUAUGACUGAUACAUUAUUUUCCACAAUCAGUUCAAAUCAACCAAUAUAUUUUCCCGAUCCGAGAGAAAUUGCGCGAGGAGCUAGUCUAGCGGAUUUUAUACAACCCAGUCUAGGACCGCUCCAACCAAAUUUAGAUGAUUUUAUGGAUACUCUUGAACCAUUACAAGAAUUUUUGAAUUCAAAGUUGCCCCCUGUCCCUGAGGAAGACGACAUGUUUCGAAAUAGUACUUUGAAUACGAAUUAUCCUGAUCUCGAUCUGAUGACGCCUAUGAAUCAGAUUAACGAAUUGAGCCAAGAAGCAACGGUAAAAAAUGAACAAGCUUCUCAACAGACGUUAGUACAGGACGAACAAGCAGGUACUAUACAAAAUCUUCAAUAUACAGCUAAAAUAUAUACUCAACCUCAACCAGAGCCAACGAAUGCGUUCAGGAAUAAUAAUAUAACUUUAGCUGAGAAUUAUAAUGCUAUACAACAAAGUUAUGAAUCCUCUUCGACCAAUCAACCAGUCAGAGAAAAAAGUCGGCCAAGUAGAAUUUCUUCGAGAAGUAAUCGAGUAAUUCAACAAUCUCAACAACGGAAUACUUAUCAACGUACAACGCAACAACAAAAUUCUCCAUAUCAACAAUCUUCACAGCCACCUUAUGCCAUGGAGAUUCAAACCGUUCUAACACCAGUUCAAAAUCAAGUUCAAAUGACAUCAUUGAAUGAUCAAUCUAUUCAUGCAAAUCAAAUUUCACCUAUCACAAAUCUGGUGACCGUACAGCAAAAUUUCGGACAAACAAAUUCCAUAGUAUCAAGUCAGCAUAGAAGUAUCAGGCCUUUACCACCAGUUGCACCGAUUUCAACAAAACCAUAUAAAGUUGUUCAACCGCAACAAUGUUAUAAGUUCUCUACACUUCCGCAAAGCUUUAAUGCGCAGCAAUGUAAAUUCAGCACUAAUAAUUUCAAGACACACCCACCACAACAAGUCGUAUCGGUUUCCACAGAGCAACCGUCACAGUCACCGAUAUUAUUACAGUGCAGAUCCUCCGGUUUGGAUCUUACUACACCAACUAUACAGCCGACAAAAUUAUUACCGCAGUCUACCACGUCUAAUUCAGAAAAAGAAGAAGUUUUUGCUGUACCUAAGUAUCAAAUGAAAGCAAGAAAUAGAUCUCGAAGCAGUUCAUCAUUAACUUCGCCAAGAAUUCAUCCACCGCCAUUAGUAUCGGCGGCGAGCGAUCCCGCUCUAAAUCUAAAUAACAAUGUUUUGCUCGCACAGUUACUCACUAAUAACACAUCUGGUAUACACACAAUGAAUAUGCCGGCUGAUAAUAUAAUGCCAACAGUGAACCAAACAACCACUAUGAAAUACAUCUCAUCUAUGCUUCCACCUUCAGCUUCGCCUACGCAGAUAACGACUACCCAUCAUAUUACCACGCCGGUUACUGUCCAAACUAUGCAAACAUCUACAGUGCAAGUGCAAUCGCAACAACAGGCAAUGCAACAGACUACUUGCAGCCAACAAAUGUUAUUAAAUACAAACACUCAAGCGCAUCAGCCACAAAAUAGUCCCGGAUCACCGAAGGAUAACUCUAACGCGCACAGUCCUCAAGGGUUAAAUCUCAGUCCUUUGCAUAGUCCGAUGAGCAUAGGAAGUCCAUUAUCGCCAAGUCGAGGUUACAUAAAAGGCGAAACGGAACGAGGACAAUAUAAAGAACAAAGGAGAGUUGGGCACAUUCACGCAGAGCAAAAACGUAGAUAUAAUAUUAAAAAUGGAUUUGAUAUGUUGCAUAGUUUAAUACCGCAGCUUAAUCAAAAUCCAAACACGAAGAUGAGUAAAGCCGCUAUGCUGCAAAAAGGAGCAGAUUAUAUUAGGCAAUUAAGGGCGGAAAGAAAUCAGUUAAAGGAAGAGAUGGAUAGUUUAAGACAUCAAAUUGAGUGCCUUAAUACAUCUAUUAGUAAUUGUCAAUCUAUGCUUCCUGCAACGGGUGCUCCAAUAUCUAGACAUAGAACUAAUAAAAUGAAGGAGAUGUUCGACGAAUAUGUACGCACGCGUACACGAGAGAAUUGGAAAUUUUGGAUUUUCAGUAUAUUGCUUGAACCUUUAAUGAUUUCUUUUAAUACUUCGGUAUCAACCGCAAGUAUUGAAGAUUUAUAUCGAAGUACAAUAUUAUGGGUCGAGCAACAUUGCUCACUCGUUGAUCUCAGACCAGCUGUUCUGAAUUCUCUAAGAUAUCUGUGUACUGCUACUGAUAUUCUAUCAGAUCCUGGUCGUCUACCCGAAGAAGCACUCGCAGCAGUCGAUCGCACAGAACGACGACGAUCAACUCAGUGACCAAUUGUAAUAUGCAAAUACGUCGUGAAACGUGAUUUGCUUAUAUAUUGAAAAAAAGAGCAAAAGAAAAACAGUUACCGUAGCAGUAAGCUAAUUUAGGAAAGAAACUUAUGUGAAAAAUUUUAAGACGAUUUUUCUUAUAGUAAGCUUUCAAGUUUCUUUUUGCAACGAUAGUGGUUGAAAAUGGAAAGGACUUAAAGUGCAAUUUUUUCCCUUAUACUUUUCAAAAUUGUGAUCAUAAAAUUUAAUAACUAAUUGUUACAGAAAAAACAAUGUGAAGAUGUAUACAUGAAUUUACUCACAACGUUUAACAAAAUACAUAUUAUAAUAUACAGACUGUUACAUAAA
Apis laboriosa (Himalayan honeybee) is the source of this 3713-nucleotide messenger RNA. RefSeq names its product MLX-interacting protein (gene Mondo). Gene Ontology annotation, molecular function: DNA-binding transcription factor activity, RNA polymerase II-specific; RNA polymerase II cis-regulatory region sequence-specific DNA binding; protein dimerization activity. The transcript is spliced from 16 exons. Lineage: Eukaryota; Metazoa; Arthropoda; Insecta; Hymenoptera; Apidae. Gene Ontology annotation, biological process: regulation of transcription by RNA polymerase II. The record is from RefSeq and is a predicted model, not a curated record. Bases 243 to 3365 code for a protein of 1040 amino acids. Gene Ontology annotation, cellular component: nucleus.